CGAUAGUGUCUCGUGCCUUGAUCAUUCCCAGUGUUCGAAUUCCUAAGCUUAUACCCUCUUCUCGAUUCGUAUACCAGCAUCAUCAAACACAUAAACUGUCGCCUGUCAGAACCCACGCACCGGGGUUCCGAUGACCUCAUUCGACCCCCAAUAGACUGCGGGCUAUCCUUGUAGUCGUAGUCACUCCAGCGGGCGCAAAUACAAAACCCUACGAGUACAAUUUCUACACAGACUAUGGCACCCUCUCCUACGAUGCGGCGACUCCUCAAGGAGACGGCCGAACUCUCCUCUCCUUCCUCCAACCCCAACCCUGCCUUUUACGCCGCUCCAGUCUCGGACGCCGACCUUCACGAGUGGCACUUUACACUGCUGGGGCCGCCCUCCCCUUCUCCUUAUGAGGGUGGCAUGUACCACGGACGCAUCACGCUACCUCCGACCUACCCGCUCAAACCGCCGAAUUUCCGGUUCCUGACGCCGUCGGGUCGCUUCGAGGUCAACCGUGAGAUCUGCCUGAGCAUUUCCGGGUUCCACGAGGAGACAUGGAUGCCCGCCUGGGGGGUGCGGACGGCCCUGACGGCGCUGAGGAGUUUCAUGGCAGAGAAGGGUACCGCGGGACAAGUCGGCGGUCUGGAAGCCAGUGUCGACGUCAGGAAGAGACUGGCGCGAGAGUCGAGAGGUUGGAGGUGUGAGGCGUGCAGGAAAAGUAAUGAGGCCAUAAUGAGGGAGUGGUGGGAGGUCUGUAGGCAGAGUGGUGUCAAUGUACAAGAGGAGGAAGGCGUGCGACUGGAAUCACUACCAGAAGGCAUGAACCUAGAAACGCGCAGUCCAGAGGACAAGAAGAAAUCGUCCACGGCGGCGGCUUCAGGUCAACAAGAGAGUCAAUUAGCAUCAGAAAGCAAGGACAAUGGAAAGGCCAAAGCAGAGAGCACCGGAGAUGAUGCCACGUCCAAUGCUCGACAGACUCAGAUGCCGACAUCACCGUCAAUACGAACGCCGCCAGCACACGCUGAGCCCGAAUUCAGCACAAGUGCGAAUACGAGGACCAGUGUAGAUUCACUUGCGCAAACACAGAACACAUCAACAGUCCGGCAAUCUCAACAGUCCCGCCCAGACAAGAGCAACGACGACACAACAAACCUACACCCUCCACCGGCCUCUCCGCCACCACCACGCAUGAUACCUACUCCCUCGGCCGAAGCGGCACAAGCGUCCGCCGAAGCGGUCCUCACACCCUCCGACUUUUCCUCUCCUUCCUCCUCCUCCUCCUCCUCCAGGCUGCAUCGACCGAGCAUAUCCCUCAUGUCCGGUGGAAUCCACGCACCUCCUUUGGCCGCCGCGAAUGCGGCUCUCCAGAACUCAAACAUGGGGGCGGCUGCGCCGUUGAUCCUCCAGCGAGACAGGGCGAGAGAGAGCAUCACGAUCGACCGGGCCAUCGCGGGUAUCUUUGUCGCCUUGUGUCUCAUGGUCCUCAAGAAGAUCUUCUACCCUGCCGGCACCAACGGCGGUGGUAUGGGGUUCGGAGGAGGAGUCGAUGACUUUUACCUCCAACGCGAAUGACUGAACCAUGUAUGCCGUGUGUGUAUUUAUACAUGCGUAAACAGUCGGCACUCGCUCGAUCAUGGCUUGGAGGGAAGAAAAUCAAGGGCGGAGAGAAUGAUCUAGACGUCUCUACUCUAUCCGUUGUACGGAGUACGUGGAUGGAGUGAGCGGCCGAGCGAAGCGAGAGUAACGAAAAUGGAGAGAGAAGAUGAGACAUAGUAAAACACUAUAUAACGAAAGACACGACACCUAAUGUCAUCGAAUGGGAUGGAUUGAGUACUUCUAGAGCGUAAGCAAACGUUCCGACAGGGGAAGAAUAGACCAUCGUACUUCUAUAUAGUUCCAUACAAUGUUGAGGAACGUCAAAGCAGAGUAUACCUUGAUGUGUCGAAAUUACCCUUGCGAUACGAGUAGUUA
This is a messenger RNA of Exophiala oligosperma, 1956 nucleotides long. RefSeq lists its product as uncharacterized. The record is from RefSeq and is a predicted model, not a curated record. Lineage: Eukaryota; Fungi; Ascomycota; Eurotiomycetes; Chaetothyriales; Herpotrichiellaceae. The transcript has a single exon. Bases 235 to 1557 code for a protein of 440 amino acids.